Molecule: messenger RNA, 2563 nt
Organism: Cavia porcellus (domestic guinea pig)
Lineage: Eukaryota; Metazoa; Chordata; Mammalia; Rodentia; Caviidae
Product: protein Hook homolog 3-like
Exons: 21
Coding region: 189-2108 (639 amino acids)
Source: RefSeq, a predicted model, not a curated record
AUAGAAGUGACAUCAAAGGAAGAUAUGAAAAGACGUGAUGACAGUGAAAACAGCCAGGACCAGGUUGAAGGAAAAAGAAAGAGUGGAAAAACUGACACCCAGCAGUUGCCUACUGAGAAGAAAGAAGAACAUGAUAGUUGACAGAAGCCCAAGAUCAAGGUAGAAGAUCUGUGCAACAUGAUGAAAAAAUGGAAGAACCCUUAGACAGAUCUGUGCAAACACUCAAAUUGGAGAAUUUGAGCCUGAAAAAGAAAAUUCAAAAGCAAGGGGGUAAACUUGAACGAGCUCGGAAACACUUGUUGAGCAAGAGAUUGUUGACAGAAGCACAAGAUCAAGGUACAAGCUCUGUGCAACAUGAAGAAAAAAUGGAAGAACCCUUAGACAGGAUUGAAUUGGAGUAUUUACGCCUAAAAGAAAAUGUGAAAAGCCUCGAAAUGGAGAUUUUGAGCCAGAAAAAGAAAAUGAAGAAACGAGCAGGAAAACUUAAACAUGCUCGGAAACACUUGUCAAAUGACAGUUUGUUGACAGAAGCACAAGAUCAAGGUACAAGCUCUGUGCAACAUGAUGAAAAAAUGGAAGAACCCUUAGACAGGAUUGAAUUGGAGUAUUUACGCCUAAAACAAAAUGUGAAAAGCCUCGAAAUGGAGAUUUUGAGCCUGAAAAAGAAAAUGAAGAAACCAGCAGGAAAACCUGAACGAGCUUGGAAACAGUUGUCAAAUGACAGGGAAAGUUUGACAGAAGCACAAGAUCAAGGUACAAGCUCUGUGCAACAUGAUGAAAAAAUGGAAGAACCCUUAGACAGGAUUGAAUUGGAGUAUUUACGCCUAAAAGAAAAUGUGAAAAGCCUCGAAAUGGAGAUUUUGAGCCUGAAAAAGAAAAUGAAGAAACCAGCAGGAAAACUUGAACGAGCUUGGAAACACUUGUCAAAUGACAGGGAAAGUUUGACAGAAGCACAAGAUCAAGGUACAAGCUCUGUGCAACAUGAUGAAAAAAUGGAAGAACCCUUAGACAGGAUUGAAUUGGAGUAUUUACGCCUAAAAGAAAAUGUGAAAAGCCUCGAAAUGGAGAUUUUGAGCCUGAAAAAGAAAAUGAAGAAACCAGCAGGAAAACUUGAACGAGCUUGGAAACACUUGUCAAAUGACAGGGAAAGUUUGACAGAAGCACAAGAUCAAGGUACAAGCUCUGUGCAACAUGAUGAAAAAAUGGAAGAACCCUUAGACAGGAUUGAAUUGGAGUAUUUACGCCUAAAAGAAAAUGUGAAAAGCCUCGAAAUGGAGAUUUUGAGCCUGAAAAAGAAAAUGAAGAAACCAGCAGGAAAACUUGAACGAGCUUGGAAACACUUGUCAAAUGACAGGGAAAGUUUGACAGAAGCACAAGAUCAAGGUACAAGCUCUGUGCAACAUGAUGAAAAAAUGGAAGAACCCUUAGACAGGAUUGAAUUGGAGUAUUUACGCCUAAAAGAAAAUGUGAAAAGCCUCGAAAUGGAGUUUUUGAGCCUGAAAAAGAAAAUGAAGAAACCAGCAGGAAAACUUGAACGAGCUUGGAAACACUUGUCAAAUGACAGGGAAAGUUUGACAGAAGCACAAGAUCAAGGUACAAGCUCUGUGCAACAUGAUGAAAAAAUGGAAGAACCCUUAGACAGGAUUGAAUUGGAGUAUUUACGCCUAAAAGAAAAUGUGAAAAGCCUCGAAAUGGAGAUUUUGAGCCUGAAAAAGAAAAUGAAGAAACCAGCAGGAAAACUUGAACGAGCUUGGAAACACUUGUCAAAUGACAGGGAAAGUUUGACAGAAGCACAAGAUCAAGGUACAAGCUCUGUGCAACAUGAUGAAAAAAUGGAAGAACCCUUAGACAGGAUUGAAUUGGAGUAUUUACGCCUAAAAGAAAAUGUGAAAAGCCUCGAAAUGGAGAUUUUGAGCCUGAAAAAGAAAAUGAAGAAACCAGCAGGAAAACUUGAACGAGCUUGGAAACAGUUGUCAAAUGACAGGGAAAGUGUAAAUGACCCCUGUGCCGAGACAUUUUGUGUACCCCAGCCUGGCCUUGAAUUUACUGUGCCUCUCCAAGGUGGUCUCAUGGUUACACUAACCCUGUUGACUCAGCCUCCUGAGUGACAGAAUCACAGCUGUGUGACACGAAGCCCAGCUUCGGAUUUAAAUUUUGAGAGCUCUUCUGACUAAAUUGUCAAGACUGCACUUGACCUCAGGAAACUUUUGCCUCAGCUUUCCUACAAUAUCAAACUUUAUCAAAACAGAAAACACAAUAAUACCUAAUAGGAAAGAUUUUAUAGAGCUCCCACUGCCAUUGACUGGUGGAGUUGGAACUCGGGCCCAGGCAUGCUGGUGUCUGUCUAGAUACUGUUUGUCCAACAGUUCCUGGAGACAUCUAGAUGUUACUGCAGUGUCAUUUCUGUAUUAUUAUCAUUGGCAUUGCUCUUAGUCAUAUAAGCAUUAUUCAUAUCAUAGUUGAUAAAUAGUACUUGGAAUCCAUAAAGUAGGAUGUGAUGCGUGGAAUGUAAAAAUACAACUAAAAGGACAGCACAAGUAAAGGGACUUCCUCUUUCUCUCCA